Arachis duranensis is the source of this 2516-nucleotide messenger RNA. RefSeq lists its product as uncharacterized. Gene Ontology annotation, cellular component: MICOS complex. Gene Ontology annotation, biological process: cristae formation. Lineage: Eukaryota; Viridiplantae; Streptophyta; Magnoliopsida; Fabales; Fabaceae. The coding region runs from base 270 to 2180 and encodes 636 amino acids. The transcript has 12 exons. The record is from RefSeq and is a predicted model, not a curated record.
CACCUGAAAAGUUUGGGAGAAAACUGCAAAAUUGUGUUGUAUUCCUAUCCCGGUUGCUGUAAGAAUCGACAGCAGACUGCAGUAGUAGAAGAACACGGCAAUCACCAAUCAAUCAAUCAAUCCACAAACACACUCUUAUCGAUCUCCAAUUCAACGCCCUUUCCACACUCAUCUAACCCAGCUCCUCUAAUCUGGUUCAGUCAUUUCCUCAUACACCUGGGGCGCAUUCUCGUUUUCAAUCCUCUCAGAGCCACCCACGCCUCACUGCCAUGUUGCGGAGGUCGCUUUUCGAAAUAUCCUCUCGCCAAACGCUCAGAAGGAGCCCUAGAUAUGUUGCAAAUCAGCAGAUACCUUCACAUCUAUCAUCACGAAAGAAAUUAUCAACUGCAUCUAAACCAGAUCCUGCCCCUGCUCCUGGCUCUACAGGCAAACCACCAGAGUCUAGUGGCUCUCCAUCAAAGUUUCUCAUUGGAACUGUUGCUUUAGGUGCUGCUUUUCUAGCAGCUUACCAAACUGGUUAUUUAGAUAAAUAUCUUAAAAAAGAGCAGCUUGGUGCUCAUGAGGAAGCUCAGAUCAAGGAUACCAAUGGAGACUCACAAAAUGUACAACCUUCAGUGGACCAGUUCAUUUCACCUCAUAGGGAGACAUCUAACAAUGAAAAUCUUGUGUCAGAGCAUGCAGAGCAGAAGGUUGAUAAUCAUUUUCCACAGUUGGAAAAUGUGAAAGAAGAUAAAGGUGAUAAACCAAUUCAAGAGCAAGACAAAUCCGAUAUAACUGUAGAUGUUACUGCUCCUACCAAAGAAAACCUGUGGCCUGAACAUCCUCAAGGCAAUCUAACAUCUGAUGAUCAAAGUAAAGCAUCUGUGGUGCAAUCUGAAGGGAGUUUUGGCAUAAGAAGCACAGAUACUGUUACUGCCCCUAGAUUGGAACAGGGAAUACAACACACAUCCACAUCCACACAGAUUAGUACAGCUCUGGAUGAAAAUGGGAUGACAAACAUGCAACCAAAACAACAAGAAGUGGAGGAGAGAAGAGAGAAUGCAUUGGAUAAAGAUAGGGAACAUCAACCUGGUCUCCUUGAGGAAUAUCACUUAAGGAAUGGAAGAAGCCAUACUUACGGCCAUUUUUCUGUAGAAAAAGAGGCACUUAAUGGUGCGACAAAGGGAUCGCAAGGUGGAUAUAUUUCUGAGGAUGGGAAACUGAUUCUUGAUUUCAUACAAGCCAUUCAUGCUGCGGAAAAAAGGCAGGCUGACUUAGAUUCACAUGUUUUUAAUGAAGAGAAGAAAGUGUUGAAGGAAAAAUAUGAAAAGAAGUUGAAAGAGGCAGCUGCCAGGGAACUUAUGCUUGCUGAAGAGGCUGCAUUGUUGGACAAGGAGCUAAAAAGAGAAAGAGCAAAGGCGGUCCUUGCUAUGAAGUCACUUCAAGAAAAGAUGGAGGAAAAACUGAAGACAGAACUUGAACAGAAGGAAGUUGAAACAGAAAUGAAGCUGAAUAAAGCUCAGGAAUUGUCUAAGGCAGAGUUAAAUGCAGCCAUAGCAAAAGAGAAGGCAGCCCAAAUUGAAAGAAUGGCUGAAGCAAAUAUUAAUAUCAAUGCCUUAUGUAUGGCAUUUUAUGCUCGGUCUGAAGAAGCUCGUCAAAGUCAUGCUGCUCAGCAUUUUGCAUUGGGAGCUCUUGCACUGGAAGAUGCACUUUCCAAAGGAUUGCCAAUUCAGACAGAAAUAGCAUCGUUGCAGUCUUCUCUUGAAGACACGGAUAAAGAUUCAAUUUUGAAUUUAGUGCUAUCAUCCCUUCCAGAAGAGACUCGAAACAAUGGCACAGAAACACCACUGCAGUUAAAGCAGAAGUUUGAUUCCUUAAAAGGGACAUUACGACACUUCAGCUUCUUCCCACCAGGAGGUGGUGGUAUAUUGGCCCAUUCUUUGGCACACAUAGCAUCCUGGUUGAAGGUUAAGGAAGCUGACCAAUCUGGCGAAGGGAUUGAAUCUGUGAUUAAUAAAGUUGAGAAUUACUUGGCUGAAGGAAAACUUGUUGAAGCAGCCGAAUUACUAGAAGAGAGUGUAAGAGGCACCCAAGCUGCAGAAGUUGUUGAAGGUUGGGUGAGGCAAGCAAGAAACAGGGCUAUUUCUGAGCAAGCUGUUGUUUUCCUUCAGUCCUAUGCUAAUUCUAUUGGCUUUACAUAGUUCUCAAUUUUUGAAUAUUUACAUAUGCCAUGUUGAUUUAGUACCCAAGUCUGCAGAGUGAGUUUAUACAUAGUUGGAGGAUGCCACCGGGAGGUUCCCGAAUUGUUGACCCAAAGGGAUAACAUUUUUUUUAUGUUCCAUAGCUGCUGAAAUUUGUAGCCCCAAUUUCAGUCUGUAUAAUUUCCGUUUCCUUACCCCAAAAUGACAGAAAUCUUGCAUUGCUCACAUGGAAAUUUCAAUAAUAUACCUCAGGCUACCAGGACAAGGUUGGAUGCCAAAUAUGUGUAUCUUGAUUUGAAUUUCAUGCAUUCUUCUCCAUGAUUUCUAGAGUGAUAA